AUGGCAAUGAAGGUUCAACUACAAACUCUAACAAAAGGGUAUCUUUCUAUGCUUGAAUAUAUUGAGCACAAACACUCCAUUGCUGACUCUCUUGCUGAAAAUCUUCAUCCAAUUUCCGAUGAGGAUCUUAUUGGUUAUAUUUUAAGCGGCCUUGAUUCCUCUUAUAGUGCUUUCUCAACUGCUUUCAUGAUGAAGUCUGAUGAUGUCUUUGUUGAUGAUCUUGCUGGCCUUCUUCUUCAAGAGGAGGCUCGCUUAGAGCAGGAACAUGUUCAUCAAGCUGUUGUUGUUUCACAGCCCACUAACCCAUCCCCACUUUUGUCUACUCCUGCUAUUUACACUACAAAUCGGUUCUCAAACCGGUCCUCUUCCACCAACAAUCCAAACAACAGUUCUAGUUCUUUUCCUAGGCGUAACAUUGACAACCCUCGUCGUCAUCCUAUUUGUCAACUGUGUAGUAAACCUGGACAUGAGGCUAAUAAUUAUUGGUAG
Messenger RNA from Glycine soja, 489 nucleotides. RefSeq lists its product as uncharacterized. NCBI's taxonomy places the organism in Eukaryota, Viridiplantae, Streptophyta, Magnoliopsida, Fabales, Fabaceae. The coding region runs from base 1 to 489 and encodes 162 amino acids. The transcript has a single exon. The record is from RefSeq and is a predicted model, not a curated record.